UCCACGGAAAUCAGUUGCUAGUUGAGUGUCGUGCGUGGAAGGUGUGUCGCCGCUCCGAGGGCCCCGCUGGCAUCCUCUUGACAGUGCUCGUGACUUGAUAAUUGUGUCUUGAAGCGAAUAUUGAUUGUGCCUCGCCCGCGGCUCCCUUGGAUUCCUACUGCAGACGGCGGCGAAGGAGGUGUUCUGACGUGUUUUGGUGGUGUUUAGCGCAAGGUGAGCUCGGUCAGAGGGUCCGUGAGUCGGCAGGUAGUGUGGUCACCUGAGCCUGUCCGUCUGUGUGUCUGUCUGUCUGUUUGAAGCGCCGGCGAGGGGAGAGGAGCAGUGUUGCGGGCAGCUAUGCCACACUGAGGCCACGAAGCUGAGAGGAGAGUGAGAGGCCGACAUCCCAAGGCGGAGCACAGCAGACAGCGCGACAUCAGCGGCGGGCGGCAGGGCAGCGUCACCCACCACCUCCACCACCACCAUGUCCCACCACAGCGACGAGAACGCGAUAUACACCUCCACAGACUCUUUCUGGGAGCUCGGCAACUACAAAAGAACAACCAAAAGAAUCGAGGAUGGGAACAGACUGUGUGACGACCUGAUGAAGUUGGUGGCCGAGCGGGCGGAGAUUGAGAAGAUGUACGCCAAGAGCCUCAAGGAGUGGGCAAAGAAGUGGAACAACAUCAUAGAGAAAGGUCCAGAGUACGGCACCACAGAGGCGGCCUGGAAGGGUGUGCUGAUGGAGGCCGAGCACCGUUACGAGCUGCACACCCACGUCAAGGAGAACCUGAUGAACGAGGUGCACGGGAACAUCAAACACUGGCAGCGAGAUAACUACCACAAGUCUAUGAUGGGACAGCUAAAGGAGAAGAAAGACAUCGAAGACCUAUUUAAAAAAGCACAGAAGCCUUGGGCCAAACAGUUCGAGAAAGUCAACAAGUGCCGAGCGGAUUACCACAACGCCUGUAAAAACGAACGGUCAGCCCAGAACCAGGAGAGGAACGCGGGCGGCGACUCCUCCCUCUCCCCCGACCAGGAACAUAAGAAAAACAGCAUAGUAGUUAUGCACAACAAUAUGAAGAUGAAGAAACUAACAGACCGAGUCUCCAAGGCCAAGGAAGAGGUGGCGAGAGGAAAAGAAAAGUAUGAAGCCGCCUUAAGAGAAAUAUCUGACUACAAUCCAAAGUAUAUUGAGGAUAUGACGCAUGUAUUUGAAAAGGCGCAGGAAUCAGAGUCCAAGAGAUUAAUGUUCUUCAAGGAAAUGCUCUUUGCCACUCAUAAAUGCCUCAACAUAUCCAACGAUGCAAGGUUACCACGAAUCUACGAGGAGUUCAACCACACUGUUGCCAACGCUGACUAUGAGAAGGACCUUAAGUGGUGGAGCAACAACCACGGGGUGAACAUGCCCAUGAACUGGCCGAACUUUGAGGAGUAUUCUGAGGAAUUCCGCGACAUAAGCAACAAAGGCAAGCGCAGCGGACACAUCCCCGAGGGUGCCAUCACUCUGCUGAACCAGCGCACCGUGGGAGAUGACCUACCAGAGUACACACCCGACCUGCACCGCAUCAGCAAGAAGGGGACCAAAGGGGCAGUGAGUGGAGGCGGGGACGUCACACUCACGGCCGUCAAAGGGCCCUCCAACAACACCUCGGCAACCUCCAAAUCCUCAGACAACAACCGACAUUCAGCCGUCAGCGACCCACAGGAGUCACAGGAAGCACCUAAUCCUUUCGAUGAUGAGGAGGAUCCACAUAGUCAAAACAAUGGAGUGAGCGGGGGAGAUGACGACGAAUGGGACUACAGCGACCGUACGUUUGAUCCCAACAAGCCUGGCGUUCCUGUCCGAGCCUUGUAUGACUAUGAGGGAGUAGAGGCUGAUGAGCUUUCAUUCAAAGUUGGGGAAGUGUUUGACAAACUUGAAGAUGAAGACGAGCAGGGUUGGUGCACAGGCCGCAAGGAUGGCCAGGUGGGUCUCUAUCCAGCUAACUAUGUGGAGAUGGCCUAAGCUCCCCAACAACCCCUCAUCAGGAGUGACUGCAGGACUGAAUUCUAGAACAUGUGAUAAACAGUGGUAUCCAUGCACUCACAGGAUCCUAUUUUAGGGAGAUACGUGUACCUCGAGUGAAUUACUAUCUGCCCUCAAAGUAUGGACACUAAGCUAAGUUUUCCAAGUUAUUUGAUUAUCUGUCUUCAAGUGCUGUUACACCAGUGUCAAGCUUCCACCACCCGACAGCAUGUUCAUGAGCACCAGUGUUUAUUGCAGGGAGGGAAUUCCCCUGAGAGCCAGGCCAUGCUCACAGAAAUGCUCCCAGUAGCGUUGUUUGCUAAUGGAUGUGUUCUGCAUGUAACGGCACCCACAGAUGAAUCUAUAUUUCUUUAUUAACCUGCUGUGUAGCCUGUGAUGUAGAGAAUAUCAGUGAACUGUGUUAGACUGUCACCAUAUGGCUUACCAUUGUAAGAGUACAUGUAGAUGAAGUAAUAUUCUGCAUAUUUUUUCUAGUGAAAUACAUUAUCAUCUGUACCAGGUAUGUCCUAGCAGAGACUAUGGGAUCACAUGUUGUAUUUACUGUACAUUGAUACUGACAAUGAAGAUGCUUGAUGAUGGCAACUAGUAAUUAAGCAUAUUCCAAAUGUAAGUACGUAAUGGUAGUUCUAGAAUAUCCGUAAAGUUAUUGGAAUAAUGAUUCUCUGGAGACUUGUGGAAAUGAAUUCUGCAUACGGUGUUUCUCUUGGUGCACUGCUGUUAUUCCACAUUAACGGUUAAGAUGUUUGUGUUAAAAUUAAUUCCUGUGGGGUGGCAGCCGCAGACUCCUAGUUGUCAACAGUGCUGCUUCGCUAACAGCCUCCCCACUGCAGGUAUGUUUAUUUUUAAUUUGUUAUGAGUCUUAAUUUCAGUAAAAACAUGAUUUGCAUGUAGGGAAGGAAAUUCUAGAGAUUUUAAGUAUUUUCUGAAAAAAAAAGAUAUUUCCACAAUGAAAAUGUCUAAAACAUGAUAGCUAAAGAAUCUGUAAUUUAUACUUUGAGUAACAUACUUUUAGGGAAAAUUAUUAUUAUUUUUUUUUUAAGUAGAACCGAUGAAGGCUAUGUAUAGAACAGCAAGAUAACAAAACAGAAAUUUUGCUAAAUAGAAGCUUUAUGCUCAUGCCAUACGUGAACACAGAAACAGUUCAAAUAAACAGAUCAACUUUGCUUGUAGGAAACAAACCCAUUACCAAUUUUUUUCAUCCAGUGCUUCUUGAAGCACUUGGUGUUGAAGGGUUAACCUUUGUGGAUGUUUCAUUCACACACUUGAUACAUUAAUUUGUCAAGUGUUGGGCCCUGUACAUUUUCAGGCAUCGGGCAUAAAACAGGACAGUAUUAAUUGUUCAAAGAGAAGGUUUCCACCCGCCAACGCCUGCGGCCCCGUUGUAGGGGGCGCUGCAGGCCGGGCCACUGUUCAGGGCAGGCCGUGUCCUGGUAAUGAUGCAUAUAUAACGAAUGUAUAUAGCACUUGUUUAUUCCAGUAAGUAACAUGUACAAUGUACAUAAUGUUAUCUGCAUGGUGUAGGCCUCACUGUUAUGUAAUCACUAAGAUGUUUCAGCAGUCCUCCUCAACUGUAUUUAUUUUGAUAUGACAAAUCUUUGGGGCUGUCCCCCACUACAUAUAAUUUUCUUACUCAAUAUUUAUAUACUGUAUUAAAUUCUAAAGAAUAGUUUAUUAGGCACUGUCCUCUUUCAUAGUUUCAGGGGAGAGCACCGAUGUAGUUGUUAAUAGUUUCAAAUUGUAUAAAUUUGAAACUUGUGGUCUUUUAUGUUACGUUCAAUCGUUGAUUUAUGAUGGUGAUAUAAUCAUUUGGAAGUGUCACAGAAUAUAUUUUGAGGAGGAAGUAGUAAAGAUGCCUCACUAUGCCAACCAUUAUUUUUUCUAAUGCAGAAUGAACCAUGUGAAAGUCAGUGUACAGAUCAUACUUCCCGGCAUGAAUGUACAGCUUCUUUGCUUUUCCAUUACCCCAGCAUCUCUCAAUCAAGGUCUGUAUCAUUGCUUGGAAUUAUACUGACCCAUAUCAAAUUUCCUUCUUUAAUUUGUAACAUAAUUCAUUCUGGAAGUGGUUGGAUGUGAUGCAGAUGGUUCAUUUACAGUCUGGCAAAGAUGUUUUCACGACGCCAUAAAUUACUUGGCAUAUCCAUAAUAGGUUGCACCCUGGCAGCCAUAGAGGCAGCACUGAGGUCUUGAAUUAGGACCUUCUAAGCAGUGGCUGUAGGGAAGGGGAUUCAUGUUAAGAGUUGUACAUUAUGUGUAGACUUGUGGACUUAAGGUGGUCUGUCUGUGUACUUGUGUGCUUUAUUCUCACUUGCUGAAUGGGGCUGUGUAUUGUGUUGUGGGUAAUUGCAGUUAAGUAUUGUAAUGACAGAGUUUGUGAACUAUCCCUGAUCUUCAUUGCCUGGAAAGUAGUCACUAAGUUCAAACAGUUAUAUUGCAUGGCCCCAACUGAAGGGAGUAUUAAAAGUAACAGCUAUUGUGUAAGAAAUAAGUUGUCAUUGCAGUUUGUAUGACACUAUUCUCCCCUAGUUGCCAAUACUUGUCCAGCACAGCAAUCUUAGUUUGGUAGGUCACACACUUGUACAUGUUUUAUAAUUUCCUUAUUGUGUCUGUCACCUGAUAUUGUUAUGUGUUGCAAUAGGAUGUGAAAUAUGUUACGUAUGAUCUUGAAAACCUAUCACAUUAUACUGACCUUAAUUUUCUUCCAAACAUUUUAUGAACGACAUGUGAAUAGGAGUUUUAUUUACGGAUAUUUUCUUACCAAUUUUUGUUUUCUUCCCAAUAUUUUCCUUUGAUUUGCUGUUGUAAAUAUGCUAAAUAUAUUAUUUAACUCUU
Messenger RNA from Eriocheir sinensis (Chinese mitten crab), 4837 nucleotides. RefSeq names its product protein kinase C and casein kinase substrate in neurons protein 2-like (gene Synd). Bases 464 to 1987 code for a protein of 507 amino acids. The transcript is spliced from 17 exons. Gene Ontology annotation, molecular function: phospholipid binding; protein binding. NCBI's taxonomy places the organism in Eukaryota, Metazoa, Arthropoda, Malacostraca, Decapoda, Varunidae. The record is from RefSeq and is a predicted model, not a curated record. Gene Ontology annotation, cellular component: cytoplasm; plasma membrane; endosome. Gene Ontology annotation, biological process: cytoskeleton organization; regulation of endocytosis; plasma membrane tubulation.